CUCUCUCUGAUAGUUUCCCGCUACAUUUUCUGAGUUGAUAAGAGGGAACAGAGAAGAUUUCGCUGAGUACAAUAGAAUCUCUUUGACAAUCGACUUAGAAGCUUCCAUGAACAACGCUCGAGAUCUCGCAGUCGUCUCUACUUCUGCAAUUGUCGGUGCUUUGAUUUCAGCUCUUGCGUUUCGCUUCUUCUCAUCAAACCCUAAGCCCCGAAGAGCUGCUUCCACCGAAAUCUCCGCAGUUUCCAGAAGAUUCCCUGGUCUCGAUCCUUACAGCCCUUUGAAGCGAAAUGGGUACUUAUCAUGGGAUGAUUAUUUCAUGGCGAUUGCAUUCCUUUCAGCUGAAAGAUCAAAGGAUCCUAACAGACAGGUCGGUGCGUGUUUGGUGAGCCAAAAUGGUGUGAUUCUCGGAAUUGGCUAUAAUGGCUUUCCAAGAGGUUGCUCGGAUGACAGACUUCCAUGGGCCAAGAAAUCCAAAACUGGGGACCCAUUGGAGACAAAGUACCCAUAUGUUUGUCACGCUGAAGUCAAUGCCAUUCUAAACACAAACCACGCAUCUGCGGCUGGACAGAAGCUUUAUGUCACAAUGUUCCCUUGCAACGAAUGUGCAAAGAUUAUUAUACAGUCUGGUGUUGCUGAGGUAAUAUAUUUUGUGGAAAAGAGAUUGAAUGACUCAGAUAUUGCCUAUGUAGCAUCUCACAAGCUCUUAGCCAUGGCCAACAUCAAAGUUAGGAAACAUCAACCAGAGAUGGACCAGAUCUUGAUCAAGUUCGAAGAAGACUUACUGUGACCAGGGACCUAACUGGUUCUAAUUCAAACAGUAGGAGCAAACCUGAAGACAUAUUCACUUAAAGACUUGGCUCUUUCUUCAUUUAGUAUUCCUGUUUGAACGUUUAAACACAAAUUCAAGGACUUUUGCACAAACAGAUAGAGAAGCAUUAC
This is a messenger RNA of Brassica oleracea var. oleracea, 939 nucleotides long. Its product is annotated as deoxycytidylate deaminase. The record is from RefSeq and is a predicted model, not a curated record. The transcript is spliced from 9 exons. Bases 107 to 787 code for a protein of 226 amino acids. Gene Ontology annotation, molecular function: hydrolase activity; zinc ion binding. Lineage: Eukaryota; Viridiplantae; Streptophyta; Magnoliopsida; Brassicales; Brassicaceae.